This is a messenger RNA of Rubroshorea leprosula, 533 nucleotides long. The record is from the annotation of a GenBank genome assembly. NCBI's taxonomy places the organism in Eukaryota, Viridiplantae, Streptophyta, Magnoliopsida, Malvales, Dipterocarpaceae.
UUCUUCAUUUUCAUCAAAGAAAAGACCAAGAAAGCUGCGAAAAGAAUGGCCCAGAUCGACGGCGCCUCUCAUCAUCUCCAUCCAGCCACCAUCACACUCCGAGCCCCUUUUGAAUUCAGACUUAGGACUUGUAGCUGUUUCUUGGGCAGGAUUUCAGCAGGCUUAGCAAAGCCAUUGCUUUCAACCUUCUGUUGCUCCAAGGGACUCUGUCUUAUCAUCAGCGAUGCCAAUCCCCAACACAGAUACGCAGCGGUCUACAUCGCUAGUAACAUUGGUGCCCCAGAAGAUUGGCCACCAAACUUUCCAUCCACCAUUGAGUGCCCCACACCAAUGGCGUUGCAUCAUGCAAGGAUACUGAACCUCUAUACCAAGAACUUAGGAAACUCAAGAGUGGAUCAAGAACUCGUCAUUUCCAUCAAAACAAUUGAUAAUUACUCCAAUCAACUGUUGCUUCAGCUUACUGCUGGUGAUGGAAUUGCUUCAUAGUUUCGACAUGGGGAAAUUUGAUCAAGUUAUAAAGUUCUCAUUAAAUU